Messenger RNA from Pocillopora damicornis (cauliflower coral), 2919 nucleotides. Its product is annotated as proton channel OtopLc. Gene Ontology annotation, cellular component: membrane. The record is from RefSeq and is a predicted model, not a curated record. Gene Ontology annotation, molecular function: proton channel activity. NCBI's taxonomy places the organism in Eukaryota, Metazoa, Cnidaria, Anthozoa, Scleractinia, Pocilloporidae. Gene Ontology annotation, biological process: proton transmembrane transport.
GCUGCUUUGUGACAAUAGAAACCAAUCCAAUUUUAAUGAGCCAGUGGGCCAUGAAGUAAUGAUGAUUCCUCAACAAUGAGCUCAUGAACUGUCCAAUAAGAGAGCCAUGUUGAUCAAAAGACCCACACAAUCCACCGGCUGUUAUGGUUGUACAUCAUGACGUCAUGAAGGAAGAAACAAGCGGCCGUGUGGCCUCUUACCUUGAGGCUCAACAACCUUUAAAAACACUAAACAUCAUGCGGUGCGAGAAGGAAACUUAUCCACUAUACGAGAAAAAAGUCGUCGGAAAUGUCCAGCCUAAAGAGGAACCAAAAAAUGAAGAAAACCGAAAAUUUUUGCGUGGCGUUGUCACUUCUCUCAUGUAUGUUCUGGAACCGAUUUUGCCGGACGAUGGCGUAAAGGGAGACGGAAAAAUCGCUAGCUUAUUGUACUUGAUUUGUCUAACAACAGCGGGGGUGGUAUUUAAUCUUUCUAAAUGGCUUCAAGAUGAUUCUAAGGCCGACUCCGGCGUGACAACGGACCACAUUGAUGGGUUCCUGAUCACCUGUAUCUGUCCAGCUCUGUUGUGGAUCUGUUACAUCUUUUGUAAACAAAGCGAUCGGAAGACAGUAGACUUCAUCACGCCUUCGCCCCACUCACACAGACCUCUGAUGGCGGGUGCUUACGUUUUCGGCGCAGGAAGUUGUGUCAUGGAUCUCCUCCACAUAACAUUUUAUAUCGAAUGCUCAUCCAACUUAUCCAGCCUUUUCUUCUCCAUUUUCAAGGCUGUGUUUAUUUUUGCGCAAAUUCUAUUUUUAAGAAAGUUUGCCACAGCCACCCUUCAUAAAUCACCGAGCAUUCGACUUGUACUUUUCCAUAUACUUGGUACCAACGUGUGCCUAUGGUUUCGAGCGCUUUUUAGCCAUUCGAAAAGCAUUUUCAGCGCGCGAAAAUCACUUGAAGAUCUAAGCACUCGUGAAGAGAACGCUUGCUUUGCAAAUCAUUACUCCAUGAAAAAGAUUUGGGAGGCGUCCGAACCUUAUUUAUAUCCAUUUACCAUGGAGUAUUCACUAAUCGCGGGUGGCAUUUUGUACACCAUGUGGAGCGGGAUGCGGGAUCUUGAUCCCGACCCACAAGAUAUUUAUAUCUAUGACGAGCUGUCUGACUUUAAUACGACAUCAGAUAAUCUUAGUGAACGACUAGAAAAAUUCGAACAUGACCACGGAUAUGGGACCUGCGAAGCCGCCACACCGUCUAGGGAUUCUGUAUCAAGUGGCAGAUUUUCCAGCCGUUUCUCACUGAACAGAGCCAUGUCAAACUCGUCCAUAUGUCAGUCAUGCAUCGAGAAUCAAGAUGCACUUCGCAUGCACGCGAUCCCCAGCUCGGACCCAGGCCUUUUGAUUGGUCUCUUGUUCUCGAUCGUUUUGCUACUCGCCGUGGGUUUACUGUGGGUUGACCGAGACUCCCUAAACGCGCUUAAAUUUUAUUACCUUUACCAAAUUAUUUUGCUGGUGUUCAUGUGCGUGGCCUGCUGGGUAGUAUUGAGGUGUUUAAUGAAUCAAAAAUUUACGUGGUACCCGUUUGGUGCAGAUGACACUCUCUUGAUAGUUUCGUUCACAGGGAUGUUUCUCUACGCCGGUUUAUGCCUCACAGCUGCCAUCGCCGAAAUAAGGAAUCAUCGUUACGCAUCGGAUUUCUCACUCGCUAAAUCAACAUUGAUUCUGUUCCAAGCCAUGCUACAGGCUACUGCUCUUAUCAAGGCGCUACGUUUCAGACCGCUCAAGGAACUGGGAGCGAAUAUAGUCCGACAAGGAACGCUGUUUUUGCUGACCACGAAUGUUGCACUGUGGGCGCAGGAUUCAUUCUUCGAAAUGAGGAACUUUGCGACCACACCAGUUCAGACGGUGUUUUACGGUGAGACUUCCUGGAGGGCAAUUACCACUUUAGCUUAUCCUUUAUGUAUUUUCUUUCGCUUUCACUCUGCAGCUUGCUUAUUUGAAGUGUGGUCUUGCUUUAGAGUUAACAACUUGAGCUAAGAUCAUGCAAAAAUUUUGCAGUCAAGGGAACAAGUACUGGUCGAAUUUGUCAUGAGAAUCUUGGUCUUUCGCUCCCUCUCACUAGAGUACCUCUGUAACCUAUAGUUCGGAAAAAGAUCGGAAACGUUCGGGAACAUUUCGUGUUCAAAAUAAGGAUAAACUGAGAACAGUGCUUGUUUUUUUGACUGUAUUGGGCUUCCAGCUGAGGGAAAUUUUCGGUGGUCAAUUGAAGGGGGAGUGCAUUGAUUAGAUCUCACCUGUAGCUUAGCCAGCGUUAAAAUAGUUUUCCCACUUUUAGAUUCAGGAAAUUAUUUCGUUUAUAAACCCUCAAAAAUAUCAGUAUGCUCUUGCGUUUAAUUCGACCACGGAUACAUCAGGAGAGAGAUUCUGUUGUUCGCUCAGCUGAAUGUUCCCAGCUGAUGUAAAAAGUUCCAGUAGUUUUAUCAUUUGACAGAAUUUUUCCCAUUUCCGGACUAAAAGUUUUAGCCAUGCUAAAAACUUGAUUGCAUCGCGGGGGGGCUUCGAAGCGAACGGUUCUUCGAUGAAAAGUAUAUUUCCACGUGGUCCACCAUCUACUAACGAGCUUGAAGUAAGAUUCGGUGAACAUUUCUCGCUAUUUAUUUGCAAAGUCAUGGAAAAGGAAAAAAACUGAUCCAUUUUAUAACAAAAAAUCUUAAAUGAAUAGUCAUUUUUAGUGUAUAUAAUGUUCAUGUAUAUAUUUUUCAGUACAUAUCAUCGGUUGUACAAACCAUUUUUAUUACCCAUUCCGUAUGAUUCACUCAAAUGGAUGAUUCUUCCUAAGCUCCACGACUCGGGCGAAAUAGAUGCGCUGUAAAAUUGGCGGUUUUGUAGAUCAAUAACUUUUUUUCGGUAAUAUCGAGUUUAAUGAUAAUCAUUUAUAUAU